Molecule: messenger RNA, 965 nt
Organism: Funneliformis caledonium
Lineage: Eukaryota; Fungi; Glomeromycota; Glomeromycetes; Glomerales; Glomeraceae
Source: the annotation of a GenBank genome assembly
AUGUCAGUGAUGAGUCAAUUAAACAACAUUUCAGUAAGGAAGAACGUGAUGAAAUCGAUUCCACACCCGGUCCACAGGUGCCUGAUAUUUCGGAUGAAAUAAAUGAAUUUCUGAUAAAGUUCCUUGACAAUUCGACAUUGAAAGAUAUUCGAAAGAUUAUAAAAGAAACGAUGUUUGAUGAUAAUUAUGAUCGCGAAAAAGAUCAUGAUAAGGAUUACAUCAUUUAUGCCAUAUAUUCAUUGUUAAGAGAAAUUGAAAACGGAAGCUUGAAAGUAGCUAAUUUUGAGGCUUGGUUUAAUUGUCACGUAUGGAACCCAAUCCUCGAUCAAGCCUUCGGUGAUAUGGAUGUGAUAACCGUCAUCAGAGGGGAAAGCACAAGCUUGGCAUCAGGAACACGAAAGAAUGCGAAAAGACAAUCAGGAAAACGGCGGAAAAUGGGUCGCAGAGGCGACUGGAUCUUAAGGUUUGUCAAUAAUGAGGCAGGGUUAAAGCUACCCAAAACCCUCAAAGACAUGCUGGUAAAAUUGAUGGCAAGAGCACGUUGGGAUAAAGAGAGGUGUGCGAAAAUUCAAACAGUUGGAGCAAUCCACGCUGGUUUGAUGAUUAUGAUGGUAUACCUGGACAACCCGGAGGGAUACAUCUGUAGGAUCCGACGUAGUGAACCAAUGGAAGUUCCAGAUAAUGCAGAAGAAUUUCCUGACAUUUUGGACAUUUUAGCAUCGGUUUUAAAUAUAAAGGCUGUGGUUCGAGAGACGAUGAAGGCGGUACAUACAAAAAAACAAACCAUAAAAUCAUUUAAAGGAGCUGGGAUUCGAAAGCGACCAUUAAACGAGGGUGAAUUCCAAAUACCUUCAUGCUUAACAACACCUAAGAAGGCUAAAAUAUGCGCAGAAGAAAAAGCCCAGAAUUCGUAUCCAUCAUCGCCAUGUCCUGGAUCUUCUGAGUUUGAAUUACCGUUAAUAUAG